AUGGCGAACUGGAAAGAACUGGGCGAGGUCCCAGACUCGGACGACGAACUGGACUUCGAUAGCCAGGAAUUCGAGGGAACCCAUCAAGAUGCCGACCUUCCCAUGAAGAGACCCGAUGAAGCCUUGCAGUCACCGCAAGCCCCCGGAGACAGUGUGUGGGAUGUCCCCCCCUCCUCCCAAGCAAACGCAGACGCGACUUCGAAGACGAAUCCCCCGACCUCGAGCCCAGAGGAAACAAGACCUCCUGUCGAAGAGCCCGCCUCUUCGCCCCUUUCCUCGGCGCAAGAUGUGGACGAUCUCGCGGAUAUUUUUGAAUUAGAGGACCUGCCAGCUGCGGCCCCUCCGCCGACGAGGCAUAUGUACACAGUUGGCGGCCGAGACGAGUCCCCAGAUCCUCUCGGGGGUGACGACAGCAUAUCUACGAGCUAUGUCAAGAUCACAGCCCCUCCGCCUGCGUUUCCCCGCGAGAACGAUACUCGAAGCCUGUCACCCCCUACAGCUCUGAUGGCAAGUCCAACCAGGAUGCCAUCUAGCUCGCUGAGGAGAGGACGAAGUCCAGCACAAACUGUUCAAAGCCUUCCCAGGAGUCAGCAGAGCCCACCAUCGAGCCCGCAGCGUUCACGAACGAGCCCAGAAGAUCCGCGAAUGCGUCAAGAGAGUCCACGGACAAGUCCGGAAGGUCUGCCGAGAAACGGACUAUCCUCUUUGAGCAGUCAACCACGGCCACCAGUCAGACAGAGAGACUCGGACACGAGCAGGGACGAACAAAUUGCGAGGGAAACUGCCGCCCAGCAUGCCCGCUCCUUCAGGCCGCGAAAACCGAUCCAGCAACAUCCAUAUUUGAUCGAAAAUGCACAAUACAGCAAAGUCUUCAAAUCCCACGGAUUACGGCCUGUCAGGAUGCCAAAUGAGCCGGCCGCCAGGCGACAGAGAGCCGAUGAGGAUUCCCAGGAGAAGGAUUUCGAAGCCAGUCAAGACAGCGUAUUGGAUGGACAGAACGAGACAACGGACGAGAGCCAGUCUCAUGGAUUGGAGGAACCGUUGAGUCACGACAUCUUGCGAAUGUCACUGUCGCCGUCUCCUUCUCCGCUUCGAACCUCGUCACCCAAGCAUAAGGGUGGACCGAGCAGUCAACCGAGCCAGGAUGGAGAAACGGAUAAUACCAGCUUGUCCGACAACGGAGAUCUUCCCUCGAUUGACGAGAUUUUCCGCAAAUCGACGACGGCACAGGGUAAAAAGAGAAGAAGGCUUAUAGGCACAGGUGUUGUCAGGUCUCGACCGGUGAAGGAGGUGGCCACGACCGAGCAGUCGCCUCCAGGUCCGACAUUUCAGACGUAUGAUGAGAUCUACGGCGUCCUCUCUUCUUCUCCUUUACCUCCACAGCUACCGAAUGCCCCCGUCGAUUUAGGAGCCGGCUCUAUCCCACCGUCUGGGACGGACCUUGCUCAAGUCCUCUUUGACGAUGAUGACGACGAUGACCCCUUCCGGUCACCGUCGCCGCCGAGACAAGCUUCAGCUCCCGCAAAUCAUGAAGUUGCUGAUAUUACAAUGGCCGACAUUUCUGCCGCAGAGGACGAUCAACCUGAUUUUGGAGACUUUGCUGCUAUGUCUGCACCAGAAUCCGAGGAUGGUGCUGGCAGUGGUCCAGAGAGCGAAUCGGAAGCCCUCAGAAACGUUGGUCGAAGAAUCCGAGGCGUUCUCCCGGCAUCAUGGCUUAGACUUGACCAACAAGCAAGCCGCCCGAAGCCCGCACAACAGCAUCACCGCGAACCAUCGCCUGAAAUGACGCAGCGACGUGGGGUUGCCGUCCGUCGUAUUGGUCGCUCGACGUCUACAACAGCGGCGUCGUUCAUUUUUGAUGACUCCGAUGAAGAACCAACGUCGGCGUCACGGCCUGCUGGAACAGCUCUGGUCAACGUUGAUGCGAUGUCCCCGCAACGACGUAGACCACCGGUCAUUGAGCUUGACGAUGGGGACUCUUCCGCUAUGGAAGAUAACGGAGUUGAUCAGAUGGCUCCGAGCCGAAAACGCCAGAUGACUCUCAAGGAGUCGUUCCGUCCAGCAAAGAGACUCAAGAAAAGCAAAUCGACUUCAAAUGCUCAGCCAAAGAAACGUGGAAGGCCUCCAAAAAGCGCGAGCCGAUCCACCACAACACCCCGCCUGGAUCCCUGGGUGACCACUCAGAAAUCAGCGCCUGGUUCACCUCAAGCUAUCGCCAGGGCAAAGACACCUCCGCGCUUGAGUAUUCUGGAUGUCAUCGAGCCAGAUGCGCCGCAGUUCUUGAAGGUUGCGGCGCGGGCAGCUCAGAGCAAACGCAAUCUGGGAAGGUCAAGCCCAAGGAACAAGACAAUUCGUCUAGCAACGAGGAAGGACAAUGUCGAUGCUGGGACAGUGUUGCAAAAGUGGAAAGGAAAUAAAAUACAGCCUCGCCAGGGGCUGCAACGCAAAAGGAGCACCCGAACUAAACCGACUGCGCGAAAUCCACUCGCUCAGCUUUCGACGAAUGUGUUUUCGCAGACUACGGCAGCUUCCCCUAAGAGUCAGACGGCCACUCAGCCUGCGAGAACGAUACAAGACAAUGACCAAGUCGCGACCCCGUCCCUUAGUGGUCGGCGGCCGCAACGGCCACUCUCGCGGCAAAGUUCAUUCGCCAGCCAACAUGCCACCAAUAGACCAGCGCAGCUUGAAACCGAUCUGGCAGAGCAGCCGGGAAGAAUUGCUUUCCAAGCGAGGAAAAGGGCACUUGAUGCUCUCUUUCGUCGAAGUCGUUCACAGUCGCUAUCCGCCCGGAGUAUGCAUUUGGACUCUGUCAUUGACGAUGCAUGCUCUGUCGUCUCAGAGCGGGUCAUUGAAACCAGAGGAUCCCCCGAGCCGUCGAUUACUGAGAAGCAUCGCCCCAAACGUUCAAGGAAAGCGGUUCCGCCCGUUCGAAUCGACGUCGCCGCUGCCCAAUUUCGUUAUGCAAACGAUCCUUUGCCCACGACUGAUGUGUCCACCCCAGCAGAGGCGCCCAGGACUACGCAUGCUGAUAACCAACUGCUUGGCCUCGGCCCCUUUGGUACCCACUACACGCAGCAUUUUGAUACAUUCCCACUCGAUCGUGGAGUGUUCUUCCACGAGAGUACUCUCAUAGGAAGCGGCAAGGUUGAUUCCGCAGUUGAUGAACGGUUUUCAGACAAGCUCUGGGAGUCUCGGCCUCGAGUAUCGUUCCAUCUGGGAGAACAGGUUCUUCGGUGGGACAUCUGGACUGAGCAGGUUUCGUCGGAAUUCGGCAUUUUGAUGGAUGGAAUGCUCGAUCAAGUCCUGAAGCCUGUGCCUACAUCAGAAGCUGGCUUCAACGCCAAAGAUGCAGCGCGUUUUGUUCUGGACUACGUUCUCAAGUCAAUGAGCUUCACCGACGACAAUGGCGCUCUCUCUUUUGUCACACGUCUAAGCGAUGUGACCCGAGCUUCCUUGUCUCGCCUGGAUUCCGAGUUGUCUCUAGACUCAAGCCAACGUCUAGAGCUGACGGACGUACUUUCAAACCUGCUGCUCAUCGUCUCUUCUGCAGUUCGUCUUUGCCAGAACCGUGCUUCGCUGAUCUCGGAAACUUUCACGUUGGAAAACCUCCUCAGGAAAGCUGCCGAAGCACUCGUCAGCAGCCUUCUAACGUCUGGACUGAACGAGGUCACCAAUCUUUAUGAUAACCUUCAGACGUUGAGGUAUCGUGAGCGUGGUAUACGCUCUGACAAGGUUGUUCCGCACGCCUGGGUAGUCUUGAUGAGGGUCUUGGAAAGUCUUCGGAUACCGAGGAUGAAUUUCUGGGACGUCACGUUCCCUCAUCUUAUCAAGCCGGCUAUCAUUCGAGGGUCAAAUGCACAAGAAUUCGAGUGUUUAUGGAAGGACAUGUUCACCCUUUUGCCGCUAUGCGAAUUCGAUAAUCUGGGCGUUCUCAUUGCCGACAAGAGACAUCACACCCCGGUGGAAGGUUGGAACCUUCCUCAGCAAGUCUUGAAGCGCGUCUUCCAGCUCUACCGCGACAACCCCCGUCAAUCUCCAAGCUUCAAUGACUAUUGCCGCACGCUGGUGGCCAGAUGUCACUAUCUGGUGGAACAAUGGGGAUGGCAGAAAUGCAGUGGCAUCAUUGGCACAAUUUUCGACUUCUUCGGUUCUCAGAAUCUGUCUCAUUUGCGAAACGAAGAGGCAUUCCGCUCUGCUCGAUUUUUAGACAACCUCCACACUAGUCCAUCGUUGAAGGUUGAAGCAGAGGAUCGCUGCUUCCACAUUUUCCUCAAAUUGGUGGCGUUGGUCAUCAAGAAGCUGAGGAAGAAGGACAUGGUCAACGACAUUCGGAACCUGGUGACUCGCACUCUUCCCAAUCACGACCGACAAUAUUCGAAGGAACAGGACGUUCACGCACAUGAUUUGGCUGCUCUCAGGAACCACCACGAUCUUCUUUGCACCUUGUUCUGGGCCGCGCCGCCCGAUCUUCGGCCUCCUAUUCACAACCUGCAGAAGCUCGUCAUCCCCGCUAGCUCUCACAAGGAAGCUUGUUUGAUCAACCUGCGGGCCUGGAACCAACUCGCACGAUUCGUGGUACACGAGGAGUCCCCUCUGUCGUUCCUUCCCCUGGCCAACUGGCAGGCAGACGUGUUCAAGCAGUUGGUUGACCAGUACAAUUCCGCCGCGGCUGAUAUGCAACGACAAUUCUUGGCAAUGCCGAAGGAUGCGACAAACAGAAUUAGCGAAAGUUUCAUGAACGCAAUCGUAGAAAAGAACAAGGCUGCUACUAUGGAGAUCAUGCUUUUCUCUGUCAAGUCGUCUAUGGACGUCGUACAAUACGCAAACAGCUUGGAGCUGGCAAGACUUGCGUCAAGUACUGUGCAAUUGCAACACGUCUUCCAGCACUUCUCCGCCCUCCCUGCGGACUUCCCGUCGGUCCUUCUGCAGGCCUCUCUGACUACCUUUGAACGACUCAUUGUACGGAUUGAGGCAGUCUUCAACGAAGACGGCGAUAGUCAAGACAGCAUGGUGGGCAUGGAGUCGGAAGAAGCCAUUCUAAUGCUUGAGCGAGAGCUGGCCGCUGGGUUCUUCUCCAUGUCACGUUGCAUUUUGGCCUACCAGGCCAACAGAGGCAAAACCUUGGUUAAGUCUGUCUCAGGUGCCUGCGUUGAGCAAUGCGUCGUUUUAUCUGGCAUGGUGUCUAGCCUGUUCGUCCGCUGUCGAAUGAUGCAAUAUUCUCAAAUCUUCAAGCGCAAUCAUAGAUUUGGUCUCUUUGACAAUAUGCCUCAUAAGCUCAGCUUGGAACAACGGCCAUUACUUCCGCUCUUUCUCUCGACCGUCAUGCAGAGGCCGGGGGAUGUGAAGCUAGACGACAUGGGUAUCGAUCUCCUCCAUCUGUGGUUGCUGAUUAUUGUUCAACCAAACCACUGCUUAAGAUUUGAAAAUCAGCUUGGCCAGCAAAUGCAACGCCAGGGAUUUCCCUAUGUCCCUAACAGGACACUAGGGUUUGUUGCCAAUCCAGGUUACAUGUCUAAUCGCGACUUCUUCGAGUACGCGAUGAAAUGGAUGCGGCAGUCCCUGCAUACAAUGAAUGCUGCCGAAAAGAAGAAAGAACUAUCCAACUUCUCAAAGGCGUUGGACAAUGCCAUGCAGCAAAUGCGAACCGAUCUUCAAGUCACGGCCAACGACUCAACAAACGAUUCGACAGAGCAUUCAACCUAUGUCAGAUUUGUUCGCAACAUCAUAUCCCUCAUCACAACUUACGGCACGGACAUCUGCAAAGUGCCCCCUUUCUUCAGGGAGGUGAGCAAGGCGUACUCUCCCCCUGCUGAGGAUCCUGAGCUGCAAGUGGCCAAAAUCCUGUCUUAUGGGCUGAAGCUGGCGGAGGGCAACACUGGAAUCGCCAGCAGCCUGUUUUAUCUCUUGCUCAAUAACUUCAAGAAAGCCCUCCAGCUGGGUAGAUUGCCACAACAAGUGCUGCUGCUGAAGACGGCUAUGCAGAGCGACGCCGUAGUAGCCUUCACCCUCAGAAUGCUUUCUGCAGUUCUGCACGCUACGAAGUCUAGCCCUGAAGCUUACGCUCUGCUGGAUGUAUUCUGCGACGCUCUAGAGCUGGAGUGGAAUGGUUCAGUCGUUGCCCGCCAACUAAACGAUGAUGUGCUGACCGCCAUGUCUACUCUGAUCACAUCUACGCUUGACUGGGCGACUGGUUUGAGAGGCACCCCUGUCAGCGCAGAGCACAUUCACGCGCUGAGGAAAAUCGUUUGGCUCGUCAACACCCUUCAGCCAACAUUCGAGUCCUACUCCUUGAAGCAAGGUGAGGUGAAGUGGUGGGAUGAAGUCAUGGAAAGACUUGAUUGGUUCAGCGUCCUCGUCAACGGAGCCGAAGAAUAUCUGGAUACUCAACUUGAGAGAUCACAGGUUCCGCCUCUAUCUCCCUCAGGCCUCUUCCGGCGCCUGAGAGAGGCUAAGAACUUCAAGAUUCAAGAUGCCAUGGUUCUUGAGUGGUCUCGAGUCAUUGUAGAUGACGUACAGAGGAACUGGGUGGUCAAGGGCCCGGUGUGGACGGUUCCAGGAAGUACCUGCGACAACAGUUCGACGCAACCUGCACGUGGCACGAUCAAACUUGACUGGGACAAUCAGGAGCUUGUCAUCACCUUGCAUGACCAACUUCGCAUAUGGAGCCAAUGGUGGACUAGUGGAAAGAAAGAGCCCGGAGCCCAAGGAGGAUUUGAUUUUGAAGAUUUCGCGUUAUUCUGA
This is a messenger RNA of Colletotrichum aenigma, 6741 nucleotides long. It is a transcript of the gene mus7, whose product is annotated as Protein mms22. Lineage: Eukaryota; Fungi; Ascomycota; Sordariomycetes; Glomerellales; Glomerellaceae. The transcript is spliced from 6 exons. The coding region runs from base 1 to 6741 and encodes 2246 amino acids. Gene Ontology annotation, cellular component: nucleus; Cul8-RING ubiquitin ligase complex. Gene Ontology annotation, biological process: double-strand break repair via homologous recombination; replication fork processing. The record is from RefSeq and is a predicted model, not a curated record.